Phascolarctos cinereus (koala) is the source of this 2225-nucleotide messenger RNA. It is a transcript of the gene RAB35, whose product is annotated as RAB35, member RAS oncogene family. Gene Ontology annotation, molecular function: GTPase activity; GTP binding. The record is from RefSeq and is a predicted model, not a curated record. Gene Ontology annotation, biological process: Rab protein signal transduction. NCBI's taxonomy places the organism in Eukaryota, Metazoa, Chordata, Mammalia, Diprotodontia, Phascolarctidae.
CGCCCUUCCUCUCCCUGCUCUCCGGCCCGCCCGGCCUGUCCCGGCCCGGCCCGGCCCGCCACCCGCCAUGGCCCGGGACUACGACCAUCUCUUCAAGCUGCUCAUCAUCGGCGACAGCGGCGUGGGCAAGAGCAGCUUGCUGUUACGGUUUGCAGACAACACUUUCUCAGGCAGCUACAUUACCACAAUUGGGGUGGACUUCAAAAUCCGGACCGUGGAGAUCAAUGGGGAGAAGGUCAAACUACAGAUCUGGGACACGGCCGGGCAGGAACGCUUCCGCACCAUCACCUCCACGUACUACCGAGGGACCCACGGGGUCAUUGUGGUGUACGAUGUCACCAGCGCAGAGUCCUUCGUCAAUGUCAAGCGGUGGCUCCACGAAAUCAACCAGAACUGUGAUGACGUGUGCCGGAUAUUAGUGGGGAACAAGAAUGAUGACCCUGAGCGGAAGGUGGUGGAGACGGAAGAUGCCUACAAGUUUGCUGGGCAGAUGGGGAUCCAGCUGUUUGAGACCAGCGCCAAGGAGAACGUUAAUGUGGAAGAGAUGUUCAACUGCAUCACAGAGCUGGUGCUUCGAGCGAAGAAAGAGAACUUAGCAAAGCAGCAGCAGCAGCAACAGAACGACGUGGUGAAGCUCACGAAGAACAGUAAACGGAAGAAGCGGUGCUGCUGAUGCCCCACCCGCGCUGCUGCAGAGACUGCGCUGUGGCCCCGCCACCCGCCGUGGGCCUGGGGGGACAUUCUCAGUUUCGUGCCGUUAUUUAAAGAUGUUUUUCUCCACGUUUUCUAUUGGGAGGUGCCAUGGGCACUCUUUCCUCCCCUUGGAGUGCCAAGAAGAUGUCGGGUGAAUCCACCCUCUCCUCUGUGCUUCCCUCUGUCCCAGGGCCGAGGCGCUCACAGCACGGGUGCGGACGCUGCCAGCCGAGCGGACUGAUUAACCCAGAGUUUGUACAUAAUGUAUAUUGCUUUAACCAGCUGCGCCAUCCUCAUUUCGCUCGGGCUUUUGGCCUCCUUAAUGCCAAGCCACCAGGACGCUCUCCUUUGUCCCUCCUCUCGUUCCCAGACACAAGCAGCUCCCCAGAUGUCAGGAUCAGGCCCUGCCCCCCUUGGCCUGGCCAGACAGAGCUAGGGACUCCUUGUUCUCUUGCUCAGGUGGCCAUGUCAUGCCCCUCAUGUCCCUGUUGGAUUCAGCACUCCCUCCCUGUGCUGCGAGCUCUGUCUGGGGUGAGCCGUGGCCUGCCAGACCCAGGCUUGCCCUCCUGUCCUCCUCUCCCCCACCUCCUGCCCCUUCCUGGCAGCUGGGGGGCCUCGUGGCUCUUCCCCAGUCAGGUCAUCUCUUUCACCCCAUUCUCUUGCUUCUCUAUGUGAGCUUGAGUCCUGUCCUUUGGCCAAUGAAUAUUCCUUUUUGCCUCCUGGCCUCCUCCUCCUCCUCCUCGGUUCUCUGAACUGCAGGCACAGGAGCAUCUAGGCUCUUAAGUUUGUACCAAAAUGUUUAAAUUGCAGCAGAAAGCCAGGGGAUUGGGGGGUGGGGGGAGGGCAAGGGUCACAGGUUUUUUUUUAUAAAGAAAAUGAAGCCAAAUCAAAUCAUUUGAAAAAACUCCCUUGGCCCUGUCCUUUGGAGCCUCAGGGGAGCAGCAGUAGCGGCAGUGCCCUACCCCUCUGGUGGUCCUGGUUUUGGAAGGAUUGAAACAAGUUAGAAAUACUGUGAGGCCUGGAUUCUUCAUGCUCUAGAACAACCUUCGGGACUGCUUGUCCACAGGGCUGGGAUCCUGGCCCUCAGUUUCCCCAGUGGUCUGUCGCUUGGGUAGCUUGAGGAGGUGAGGAGGGGCUGCUGGCCCUGGGGAAAGGCCCUCUUCAUGGGCCAGGCAGCAAUGACAGCUUCUUGGGGGUGGGAGGCAGGGGCGAGGGGGACAGACAUGGGGCUGCUGACCAUAAUUAGCACAGUCCCGUGGGCGCCUGGGGACCCUGGCCAAGGUCCCCUGCGCUUGAAUCCCAUACCUCCUUAACACCCCCCUAAAAAGGAUCACGUGGCCUGGGAGUAAUUUAUGUUCUCGCUGCAAAUUACUUUAAUAGGUUUUUUUUUCCUAAAUGAUUUCCAUGCAGAGUUUUGAUUGGACAAUCACAUCACGGAUCAGUCACUGCAGAUUUUCCAUGUAAACACUGUUGGGCGGGUUUUUAAUCAAUAAAAACUGGGGAUGUCGUCUACCCGUCUCCUCGUCCCAGAA